Molecule: messenger RNA, 3014 nt
Organism: Quercus lobata
Lineage: Eukaryota; Viridiplantae; Streptophyta; Magnoliopsida; Fagales; Fagaceae
Exons: 5
Coding region: 113-2683 (856 amino acids)
Molecular function (GO): DNA binding
Source: RefSeq, a predicted model, not a curated record
ACCCUCAAAAAAACCACAAAUCUUUCUUCACGUUCAAAGUUGAAAUCCAAUUUUUGCUGGCAAUUUACACAUUCUCCUCCACACUGAACUCAACCCUCCCUCCUCUCCCAAAAUGGCAAUGGUGGCCACCACCACCGCACCACCACCACCACCGUCUCUACUAAACCAAGACUCCCUAUCUCACAUAGACCUCUCAACACUCUCCCAAUCCGAACUCCACUCCCUCUCCCUCUGCUCCACUUCUCCCUCCCCCUCCACUUUCCCCUCCCCCCUCCUCCCUCCCAAAAUCGACCGUUCCCAGUUCAACGAAUCCGCCGGCUCCCGUCGCCAAACCUACUCCCGUCCCUCCAUCUCCGCCGGCCACCGCCGCCGCGUCGCCGGCCUCCUCCCCACCCCUAAACUCCCUCCCAUCCCCGCCGACGACCCCGAACGCGUCGAGAAUCGCUACAUCAUCAACCACCUCAAGCAGUUCCUCAACCAAGACCCUCGAUUCGAUCGCUUCGACCUAACCCUAACCCUUCCUUCCAUCUCCUCAAUCUCCAUCGCCGGAGUCAACAACAACAACAACAACAACGAAAAGGUGAGUUUCGGGAACGGGAAGAGGAAGAGAGGGAGGAAACCUAAGCUGAAGGCUUUGCAUUUGGAAGAGGACUAUCGGAAGUUGGAGAUUGUGAAUAAGAACGGCGUCGUUGUGGACCUCGAGAAGUUGGCGAAUGCGGAAGAUCCGUUUGGGGAAGAGUUGCGGAGGAGGACUGUGGGGAUGGAGAGUGAAGAGGCGUUGCUUGGUUUUAUGAGGGAAUUGGGUGGGCAGUGGGGGAGUAGGAGGAAGAAGAGGAAGAUUGUGGACGCCGCAGCGUUCGGAGACGCGUUGCCGGUUGGAUGGAAGCUCUUGUUGGGGAUCAGAAGGCGCGAUGGCCGCGCCUCCAUUUACUGCCGCAGAUAUAUAAGCCCUACUGGACAACAUUUUGUGUCCUGCAAGGAAGCUGCUUCAUACUUGCAGUCGUUUUUUGGUCUUAGAGAUGCACAAUGGCCCAGUAGUCAGAUGGUUGAAAAUAUUCAGCAGGACUAUAGACUAACUUCUGAAACUCAGCUUGUGGCCGUUACCCAAAAGGAUGAAGACCGAAGGCAAGAAGUCAUUUCUAGUUCAACUGCAGCAAGAGUUCCGAUAUCUAGCGAACAGCCGAAGGAAGCAACAUUAUUGGGAAUGGACAAUCUUGCAGAUGUCCAAAUACGUGAUCUAUUUGAAUGUCACAAGUGUAGCAUGACCUUUGAUGAGAAGGAUACGUAUCUGCAGCACCUAUUGUCCUAUCACCAGAGGACUACGAGGAGGUACAGACUUGGUUCUUCUGUUGGGGAUGGAGUGAUAAUUAAAGAUGGCAAGUAUGAAUGCCAGUUCUGCCAUAAGGUAUUUCUGGAAAGGCGUCGUUACAAUGGUCAUGUGGGGAUUCAUGUGAGGAAUUAUGUGAGGAGGGUAGAAGAAGUGCCUGGUACAACUCCUCUUCCAAUGAGAAUCGAGUCUCCAACCAGGGAUGAUGUUCCUUCAAGGAUCUCAAAAAUGGAUGCUUUGAUAGAAAUUGCUCAGAAUUCUAUUCUAGAGACUUCUACUGUUAGACCUAAUAAUGAACCCAAUGGUGGUUCCACUCCUAAUCAAUUGAAUGUUGUUUCUACUCAAGAAAUUCCUGCUUCCAAUUUUAAUAAUGACACAAAUCUUGGUUCUCCUCUUAGUGGACCAGAAAUGGAUGAUGACUCGAGUGACAGAACUCUGGAUCAAGAUUUAAAUCAGCUAGAUGGUGACCAUAUUAGCACUGCUGAAAAUAUGGAGAAGACUACUGAUGAAGUAGUGGAUUCUAAGAUGGAUUGUUGUUUGGGAGCCACGACUGUCUUACCUGAUAAAGAUCAAAAUGCUAAUACAAAUGAAGCUUUUUGUAAAAAAGACAGUUUGGCAUUUGUCAAUAAUGAAAAUGACAUUUCUGGGGUUGAGCAGGAGGGAGUUCCUGAAGGCCAUUUGGUUGCUCAGUUUGAAAAUCAGAUUAUUUGUGAGAAUAGGGAUAAUAUUAAUUUGAGUUGCACUAGCACUUUAGACCAUUCCAAGCCUUGUGAAGUCAAUAAUAAUAUUGAGCUAAAAGUUGGUGUUGGCGGCAUCAAUGAAGGGCCAUCCAAGAAUGUUGUGAUGGAAAUUGUACAGCAAACUUCUGAAGAAAAUAUACUCCAGCAUGGGGUUUCUGACUCCCCAAUGUCCCCAGAACAACUUUUGCAAAAAUUUUCAACAUUCAAUGCAACCUCGGAUAAGGGAGAUCAGUUACACAGUGUUGACCAACGGCAUGACAAUUUAACUGGGUUUGAGGAACUGAGGUUGGAUGAAAUAGAACCUCUUAAGUAUAGCACUGCAACUGGGCAAGAAUCUCUUUCCUUGCAGGAGGUACCCAUGGAUUUGACAUAUAGCGUAGAUAUGGAAAGGGAAUAUGCUUCCUCUGUCCAGUUUGAGUCAGAAGAAGUCAUGUUAAAUAUGGGUGGGAGACAUCAGCUUACAACUGUUUGUGUAUGGUGCGGAGUAGAGUUCAACCAUGAGGCUGUUGAUGCUGAAUUACAAUCAGAUUCUGUUGGUUUUAUGUGUCCAACCUGCAAAGCAAAAAUCUCUGGACAGUACAUUAGUGGUUCACCAAUGACUUCCCAUCGUCUUUGAUAAAGUGCAUCCUUUUCAAUUUGCCACGUGACAAGCUUUCCUUGAUGUGGGCAGACUGGUGGCUGAAAGAUGCUUAUUAUAUUGGCUCUGAUUAAAAUUUUGAUGGCAUUCUGGGUUGUGGUAUGUCUGUAUGUGGUUUCUAGUUGCUGGGGUUAGCUAUUAAAUCUUAAGAUCGUAGGUUUGAUGGAUAUGUCUUUGUUGCACUAUCCUAAUGAAGUGAAAAAGAAACGAAGGCCAGCUGAGUAUAUGUAGUUGAUGUAACUUUUGUUUUUCUACUCCUUUUAGGUAUAUGAGAAAUUUUAUCUAUCUACAAGCCAGGAAAUUAACACUA